Ustilaginoidea virens is the source of this 1272-nucleotide messenger RNA. RefSeq lists its product as uncharacterized. Gene Ontology annotation, biological process: translational initiation; formation of cytoplasmic translation initiation complex; formation of translation preinitiation complex. The transcript has 2 exons. The record is from RefSeq and is a predicted model, not a curated record. Gene Ontology annotation, cellular component: cytosol. Lineage: Eukaryota; Fungi; Ascomycota; Sordariomycetes; Hypocreales; Clavicipitaceae. The coding region runs from base 1 to 1272 and encodes 423 amino acids. Gene Ontology annotation, molecular function: eukaryotic initiation factor eIF2 binding; GDP-dissociation inhibitor activity; translation initiation factor activity.
AUGUCUCUGAUCAACGUUCGCCGCGAUGUCAGCGACGCCUUCUAUCGCUAUAAGAUGGAGCGUUUGCAAACCAAGAUUGAAGGAAAAGGUAAUGGCAUCAAGACAGUGGUUGUCAACGUCUCCAGCGUUGCUGCUUCUCUUGCCAGACCUGCGUCCUACAUCAUCAAAUACUUUGGUUUCGAACUAGGGGCCAUGACCAACAACGACCCCAAAGAUGACCGCUGGAUCAUCAACGGUGCCCACGAGGCUGGAAAGCUUCAGGAUCAUCUCGAUGGCUUCAUCAACAAGUUCGUCCUUUGCAAGAGCUGCAAGAAUCCCGAAACUGAUGUAAAGAUUGAUAAUGACCGAAUUUUGCUUGACUGCAAAGCUUGUGGUCAACGAACGGCUGUUGAUCUUCGCCUGAAGCUAAGUGGUUACAUUCUCAAGAACCAGCCUAGCAAGAAGAAUAAGAAAGACAAGGCUGAGCGCAGAGCUGCCAAGAAGGCCAAGCAAAAUGGAAAUUCCAAUGAGAAUGGCACCGGAAGUGGGGGUGAAGAGGGCUCCGAAAAUGGCUCAAAUGAUCACGAGAUCGAGAACGGUGACGCUGGUAGCGACCGUGAGUUCAACAAACUUCAAGCUGAAGCUGUAGAGGCUGCUGUUGUCGAGGUCAAGGACGACGAAUGGGCGGUGGACAUGAGCGAAGAGGCUGUAAAAGCUCGUCAGGCUCAGCUUCCUGGUGACUUUAAGCAGAAGCUUAGUCUCAUUGACGACGAUGAGGAAGGCGAGGGUGGUAAUACCGUCUACGACGAGUUUGGCGACUGGAUUCAGACUGAGGCCAAGGAAAAGGGUGGCAUCGAUCAGGUGGACUCGAUCAAUAUCUAUCUCAAGGCCAAGGAAUUGGGCAUUGAGACCAAGCAUCGCACUGUUCUAGUUCUUGUACAGACCGUCUUUGACAAGAACGUUUGCGGUCAGAUUCCCAAGCGUGCUGGCAUGCUGAAGCAGAUUAUCAACUCGGAACGCCACGAAAAGGCUCUCCUUGGUGGCACCGAGCGCCUCGUUGGCUCUCUUUCAGUGGAGAAUCCAGACAUGCUGCCUCAGAUUGUCAAGGUUCUGCAGCUGUACUACCAUCAUGACCUCAUCAGCGAAGAGGUCGUUACCAAGUGGGGAACCCACGCCAGCAAGAAGUACACUGACAAGAACACUUCCAGAAAGAUUCGCCAGGCUGCGAAGCCUUUUCUUGACUGGCUGGAGGAGGCCGAGGAAGAGGACUCGGAUGAGGAGGAUGACGAGUAA